Molecule: messenger RNA, 4665 nt
Organism: Diprion similis
Lineage: Eukaryota; Metazoa; Arthropoda; Insecta; Hymenoptera; Diprionidae
Product: kinesin-like protein KIF20B
Exons: 7
Coding region: 1-4665 (1554 amino acids)
Biological process (GO): microtubule-based movement
Molecular function (GO): plus-end-directed microtubule motor activity; ATP binding; microtubule binding
Source: RefSeq, a predicted model, not a curated record
AUGUUAGUUUUGACGUACAGCACGGUCGCGGAAAAAUUCUUUUCCAAGUGGCAUGGAAUAAAUAUUGUAUUUCCACUCGAAAUUCAUAUACGGACGUUCAUUAUGGACAACAAGGAAAUCAUUUCAGCUCUGAAUAGCCAAGGUAGCCAAAAUGCCCUUGAAGGGCAAGAAACCGUAUCCCUUACCUCCCAUGAAUCCCAAUCAAACACAAAUUUCGACGAGGAGAAGGUUGAGAUGGGACUAAACAAAUCUGAAGAGGAUUCCAUCCUGACGCUUGGAUCGGAAUCAGUGAUCUCGCAGACGAUCAAGGUUUACCUUCGAUUGAAACCUUUCCCGCCAAAGAUCGAGCUCACAAAGGAACAAGAAGACGCUUAUACCAUCGUCAAUGCUACAACGUUGUUAACGAAAUUCCCGGGUCUGGACGUGAGCACGAGAUCCCUGAAGAACGUCAAGGCGAACGAAAGGGUGUGCAGAACAUUUACCUUCACGUCUGCCUUCGGGCCGUCCAUCACGCAGACGGAAUUGUUCGACGGUGCGAUCAAGCCUCAGGUCGAGGAUUUCUUAGCCGGACAAAGCUCGACUGUCAUGAGUUAUGGCACUUCCAAUUCAGGAAAGUCUUACACCCUUAACGGGGUCCCUUCGGCGCCCGGGAUCAUUCCAUUGAGUAUUAAUUUCGUCUUCCGAAACACAAACUCGACGCUGUCAACGCCGUGGUACAAGCCGAUUUAUCAGAGUCACGUGAUUGGUUUGAGCUCGACGGAGCGAGUGCGCGAACUUGAGAUAAGAGACAAGCUGCUGUCUUUCCCGUUUCCGGAAAAGACGGAAUUUAUUAACGCCUACCAAACUAUGCGGGAGACGAUGAAAGGGGGAGAAAGUGAUUCGACGCUGUCUCAUAAUGAGAACCUUAUGUACUCAGUUUGGAUUUCCUUCGCCGAGAUCUACAACGACGCUAUAUAUGAUCUCCUGUCGUCUGACUGUCAGAAGAAAAAAGUACCGUUAAAAAUGGUGACGGACAAACAAGGCAGGACAUUUAUCAAGGACUUAAGAAUGGUCUACGUCAACUCUGAUGAAGAGGCAUAUCAGGUUUUACUAGCCGGACAGUACAGGUCGAGGACCGCGGUCACGACGCUGAAUUUUCGAAGCUCUCGUUCGCACUGUAUAUUCACGAUUAAACUCCUCAAGUAUUACGCGGAGAGCGCAGCCGAGGACGUCGAAGUCAGCGCUUUGUCCUUCUGCGAUCUGGCCGGAUCGGGACGUUUGAAGAUGACGAAAAACGUGGGGGAUCGACUCAAGGAGACGCAGAAUAUAAACACGAGUUUGUUAGUUCUUGGCAGAUGUUUGAAAUCCAUAUGGGAAGGACAGUCGGUGAAACAGAAAUCGGAGCUCGUCGGUCCGUUCCGCGAAUCAAAAUUGACGCGGUUAUUUCAGAAAGCUUUAUCCGGGAAGGAGCAGAUCACUCUGAUCGUCAAUGUGAACCCUCUGCCAAGUAUGUACGCCGAGACGCAAAACGUGCUGAAUUUUUCUGCCAUCGCAAAAAAAAUUAUCGUAGAACCGGCUAAGGAGGUCAAGAAGAAGAUGUUCAGGACAAGAUUUUCGCGGGCCGUUUCACAGAGCGUGAAAACUUACACCGAUUGGGAUCAUGCAGUGGUAGAGGAUUCUACGCACGAGGUUUAUCCGGAAAAGAGCGAAAACUGCGAUUACGUUCUUCGCGAGUGUUACGAGGAUUUGAUAGCGGAACACGAAAAAUUACAACAAGAAUACGCAGAGCUGAAAAAGUCUAUGAUAGACAAGGAUCUUGAAAUUCGCGAAGAAAUGGCCAACACUUAUACCGGGUUGAUAAACGACCUCGAGGCCAGCUGGAUGAGUCGUUCAAAGGACGUGGAAGAGCAGCAGGAACAUCUUCUUGCCUGGUCGGUGAACCAAGUGGAAAAUUUUUACAAAGAAAAGCUGAGCUGUCUGAACAGUAGAAAGCGCAGGCGUUGGGACGACGGCGAUGCUGUUGACGACAGGGAAGCCGAUAUCCGAGAAAUGGAGGCUGAGAAUGCCGGUUUGACUGCAAAAAUUCUCGUCUCUAAAGAGACAAUUAAAGAGCUCAGAUCAGCCAGGGAAAAUGCAAUUGCCGAGAAAAAUAAAGCUGUCUUCGAGCUGUCACUUCUCAAGGAGGAACUGAGGGGCGUGAAAAAAAUGCUGGAAGCAGCUGAAAAUGAUAUUCGACGUAAGGAUGACGGAGCGCAUUUCACCGAGGAACUAAAGAGGCAACUUAACAGUAGAGAGGAGCGCAUUAAAAAUCUUAAAGAAUUUCUAAACGAGGCUAAGGAGGAGUACAUCAGGAUAACUUCGGACGCCCGUCGUAUGCAGGAAGAAUUGAUUGAGGUGAAUGCGAAUCUCAUCGAGCAUGCCGAGAAAAUCGACGACCUAGAAGAGCAACUCGACCAAUCGAGCGUGUGCUUGGCCGAACGAUCAAAGCGGCUAGACCAGAUGACGGAAAAAUUAGAGUGCCAAGCCAAGCAGUUGGCCGAUGCUGAAGCGCGAGUGAUCUACUCAGAGAAAGAGUUGAAGAAAUCUGAAUCUAUUCGGUUAAACCUAAUGGGCGCGGUUGAAGAUUUGAACAAGUUGUAUAGAGUUGGAUGUGCUCACGCUCAGAAAAACUCUAAUUCUACCGAGCAUAAUUUCGACCUAUUUCCUUAUGAUGCUGACUGUGAAUUAAAUGUGACUGGACUUGAAGGCAUGAAAAUAGAUGGAGAAAUAACCAGUAUCGAAACAGAAAAUUCACCUACUCGAGAUGAUUUUGUAACAACGAAACGGUUCGAAAACGUCAGAGAGCGAACUAUGAGUUUGGAUUCACUAAACGAGGGGAUCUUUCAAAGGCAAGAGGCCAGUAGCACUGAUAACACUGACGGAUCAGUUUAUAACAAAAAUCAAAGCUCUUUCAAAUUCAGUACUGCCAGUGGUAUAGAUGAUUCUGGAAUUGCAGUGACCAUGAGCAGUAAAAAUCAAACGAUGGAACAAAUUAAUGACCUAGUAGAUACAGAUUUGGAAACCGAUGGCAAAAAUUGUAGGCUGAGCAUUGCUGAGUUGCAUAUUAAAAAUUCAGUGGAUGAACUAUUAGAUAGGUUGCAGUUAAAAUUUGGUGAGUUGGGGAACAGAACUCAAAUUCCCCAGAGGCCAGAAAGUGCCCAGCAGAUAAUAAAAACCGUCGAAGCUAGUUUUGACAGUAACGAAAUUCCACUAACAGAUACAAGCUACUUAAAAUCAACGGAGAGGGAACCGCAAUCACUCAGUUUUAACGACUUGGAAAAGGACGCACGAGUGUCGGACAUUUUUGUAAAAUUGGAAGACGAGAAAAAGUGUUACUUAGACUCCUUGUACGACAAAGUAUCAAAGCUUGAAAAACAGCUUUCACAAACGAACAUGCAAUCCGAAAAAACUGCCACAGUAUACUUCAAUGAGCAUGAGAUGAGAAUCGAUGAGUUACAGAAAGAAAUCUCUGAUUUGAAGCAACGGGACCUCGUCAAGAUGCCACCAACGGAAACAAGUAUGGAUGUCACGUCGAGGAAUAGCAUCCUCAUGUUGAGCGAGUUAGAGCAAAGAGUCAAAACAUUUGAAGACACCUUAGCCAAGUGUCAGUUGCAUGCAGACAAUCAGCAUAAACAAUUGCUUGCGAACAUGGAAAGACUGUCGUCCGUCGAAAGCAAAAUACAAAGCUGGCUGCUCCAAGAAUUGAAACAUAGCAGCAUAAGUCCCACUUCGAAUGAUGAAUCAAACACUGAUUCGCAACUAGUCAAGGAUGAAGAAGGCUACCUUAUUGUCGAAAAAAAUUUGCAGCGAGUAGAAAGAGUAGAUGUUGAACACAUUCGUGAAAACAUGAAAGAAAUUGCCUCCGAAGCGAAAGAGACUAUCGGAAAAGACGGAAAGCUGCUUCGAGAGCAACAAAUCGAGGAAGAUCAAGAAAAUAAUGAUGAGACAUUGUCAAAAAAUUGUGAAUCUGAACCUUCGGUCUACAGCAAAGUGCCGAUGUAUCCAGCGAUCGAUAAUCUGUCAGAUGAUCGCAAAUUUAGCAACGUUUCUUUGGGUUACGGAGCAUCUCCAAUCGAAGUAGACUUUCUUGCAGCGUCAACGCCAACGCGGCGGAGUGAGGCUGACCAAUUUGAUGCCAAGGAAUCGCCGAUCGAAUGUCAAAGUGAAACUGCAACCCCAGUCCGACCUGUUGUAGAAUCAUCUCUAAUGGUCAGAGAUACGUUGAUCAUCCGAUCAAGCAUAAACGACAUAGGCUCAGCCUACAAAUCUGUUAUUUGCCAAGUCUUACGCGCCUCCAUAAAUGCUAUUGACGGGCGUGACGAAAAGACAAGACAAUUGAUCGGAAAAAGUGCAGCGGGCCAACAAACUGUGAAUUCCACGCUGUGCAUUUCUACUUUGGAAUGUAGAAGUUUCCCCCUAAUUUCGCAUAGUGAGCGGAAACCAAUCACUAAACCCCUGCAGAAAGUAGUCAUCCAGUUAGCUGGGGUGCUACGAGAUGUUAUUGUAACAAACAUCGGAACCACAUUCGGUGAUGUAGCGAUGAUCGGCAGCAGAGGGGUGGACACAAAACCAAUAAUAUCAGUGAUCGAUAAGAAAGAAACUGUUUGUUAUUGGCUUAGAACGAGCAAACUAACCACUGCACAGUAA